Coffea arabica (coffee) is the source of this 1802-nucleotide messenger RNA. NCBI's taxonomy places the organism in Eukaryota, Viridiplantae, Streptophyta, Magnoliopsida, Gentianales, Rubiaceae. The record is from RefSeq and is a predicted model, not a curated record.
UUUCUAUGGAAGGAAACAAGAGAUGAUGAAUGAAAACAAAGAGUCUUUCAAUCCCUGUUUUGAGACAAAUAGGCACUUGAUCAUUGUGCUAUAUUUCAUUAGUUUGUUUGAUUCCUGUCACAUUCAUGGCUCAGCUACCUGGACCUGGAGAGACCUAAUUCUGUCGUGAAGCAUCAAAUGUGGCAAGGUUCCAUGAGGAAAUUCCACCUUGCGGCCUUAAGCUUUACACUAAUCCCCGUAGUUGCUCUAUUUAUUCAGAUUCCAUUCAGACAAGAAAACAAGGGAAGAAAAAGUAAUCAAGCUGCGUGAAGGUACAGGAUUCCUUGCUUCAUAUCUCAUGCAUCUCACCAAGCCACCAAUUACAGGAUCAACUAAAUGGACACAGAAUCAUAUUUCACAUCUGCCAAAAAAAGGAAAUUUACAAAGAGAACUUAAAAAGAUGUAAUAAGGCAGGAAAGUUACAAACACUGGGAAAUUUCCUCCGUUGUAAGUCAUUUUCCUUUCUGCGUCAGCUGACAGACUCUAUGAACGGAAGUAACCAGAAUUACACGCCACCAGAAUACCUGAGAACUGGGCUGGAUUAUGGUGGAUAUUCGGCUAGACCUAGUAGCAGGAAUGGAUUGUCCUCCUUGUUUCCUCCACCUGCAGGAGGUCCUCUGGUUAGUCUUCAGCAUAUUGAUAUGUUGUCUAAGAAAGUAAUUGGUGCAUCAUAUUCGAUAAUUUAUUUCCAGGAACAUAUCAGAUCAGUCUUUUUUCAUAUGAAACAGGAUCGCAGAGGAGGAGAUCCUGAUCCACGGUUGCUGUUUGGGGUAAGCAAUCCCGGUGGAUUUCUUGGCAUAUCCAGUUUUCCAGCCCCACCACAUUUGCAGAAUCAAACUCAAUACUUCAACAGUGACACAACAAGAAACACAAUACCAUGGCCACCUGCAGCUAUUGCUUUGCCAAAUUUUCAGCCGCAACCGAGUGUGCAAGGCCCCCAAGACGGGUCCAAAUUAUCCCAAGAAGAGCAAAAGAGAGUCUUGAACAGGCUGAAGAAAGAAGCAUAUAAUCCCAUGACAAAAUUGUCGAGAAGGAAACCAAAUCUGUACUACCGAGAUAGCCCACUUACUAUAUCCAAAGAACUAGAAAAAGAGAAGCAUGAAGAAGGUAAGAGGUGUCCCAUUUGCUUAGAAGAUUUUGAGCCUAAAGAGAUGGUUACGAUUACUCCUUGCAACCACAUGUUUCAUGAGGAAUGUAUUGUUCCUUGGGUGAAGAACGAAGGUCGAUGCCCUGUUUGUAGGUUCGCAAUCAGUGAAAGAUUCGGAGAAACUGCAGCUGGCUCUAGCAAUGUGACUGCAAAUGACCAUUCUGCGAGCGAUCUGGUUGCAAUCAUAAGAGCCAUGGAAGAAGCUUUUGUACCUGGAAACAUGAGGCGGUUUGUGGAGUUCCAUCCUUAACCAUAUGACCUAACAAGGACAAAUUUCCAGUUUGAGCAGACUGUUAGGGAAGUUGUUUUUCUGGAGCUGCCUUCUGUGAUUCAGAAAGACAAUACAUUGAAGAAAUUACAAUAUUUGUGUACAGAAUAUAGAUAGUCGUUUGGUAACAAAUGUGAAGAACCGAAGCAAAAUAAGACUCAGUGGAUGCAAAUGGGAUAAUUCCUCUACCACAAGAAGUUUGCGAAUGAGGAAUGGAUUCCAUCAAAGAAAAACUCGGGCAGCAAAGAGUGGUAGUUGCACGGUACUUUAUUGUGAUUCGCACUAUGUUACUUUCAUGCACAGAUGUUAAUGUCUGAUCCAAAUAAAGGUCACAAGCUAUUACAUAUA